Chanos chanos (milkfish) is the source of this 1305-nucleotide messenger RNA. It is a transcript of the gene pbx3b, whose product is annotated as pre-B-cell leukemia homeobox 3b. Gene Ontology annotation, biological process: regulation of DNA-templated transcription. Bases 1 to 1305 code for a protein of 434 amino acids. Gene Ontology annotation, molecular function: DNA-binding transcription factor activity, RNA polymerase II-specific; DNA binding. The record is from RefSeq and is a predicted model, not a curated record. Gene Ontology annotation, cellular component: nucleus. NCBI's taxonomy places the organism in Eukaryota, Metazoa, Chordata, Actinopteri, Gonorynchiformes, Chanidae. The transcript is spliced from 9 exons.
AUGGACGAGCAAGCCCGGAUCAUGCAUUCUCUCGGCGGUGUGAGCUUGGCUGGCCACUCGGUACAAGGCGGCAUGGCAUUGCCGCCUCCACAUGGCCACGACGGGACCGAUGUGGACGGAAGAAAACAAGACAUUGGUGACAUUCUGCAUCAAAUCAUGACGAUAACUGACCAAAGUCUGGAUGAAGCGCAGGCAAAGAAACAUGGGCUGAAUUGUCACAGAAUGAAACCUGCCCUUUUCAGCGUUCUCUGCGAGAUCAAAGAGAAAACAGGUCUGAGUAUUCGCGGUGCACAGGAAGAGGAUCCUCCAGAUCCCCAGCUCAUGCGUCUGGACAACAUGUUGUUGGCAGAGGGCGUGUCCGGGCCAGAGAAAGGGGGCGGGUCAGCGGCGGCUGCCGCGGCAGCAGCGGCGGCGGGCGGAGCUUCAGACAACUCCAUCGAGCAUUCAGACUACAGGGCAAAGCUCUCUCAGAUCAGACAGAUAUACCACACAGAGCUGGAGAAAUACGAACAGGCAUGUAACGAAUUCACCACCCACGUCAUGAACCUGUUGAGGGAGCAGUCCCGCACACGGCCCAUCUCUCCCAAAGAGAUCGAGCGUAUGGUGGGGAUCAUCCACCGCAAAUUCAGCUCCAUCCAGAUGCAGCUCAAACAGAGCACCUGCGAAGCCGUCAUGAUCCUACGCUCACGCUUCCUCGAUGCCAGACGGAAAAGGCGGAACUUCAGUAAACAGGCCACAGAGAUCCUGAAUGAAUACUUCUACUCCCAUCUCAGCAACCCAUACCCCAGCGAAGAAGCCAAAGAGGAGCUGGCCAAAAAGUGCAGCAUCACAGUAUCACAGGUAUCCAACUGGUUCGGAAACAAACGGAUCCGUUACAAGAAGAACAUCGGCAAGUUCCAAGAAGAGGCAAACCUGUACGCAGCUAAGACCGCAGUGAACGCAGCACACGCUGCAGCAGCCGCCGUCCAGAACAGCCAGACCAACUCGCCCACCACCCCAAACUCCGGUUCGUCAGGGUCUUUUAACCUCCCAAACUCUGGGGAGAUGUUCAUGAGCAUGCAGAGUCUGAAUGGGGAUUCUUACCAAGGGUCACAAGUCGGAGCCAAUGUGCAGUCUCAGGUGGAUACCCUCCGCCAUGUUAUCAGUCAGACGGCAGGAUACAGUGAUGCUCUGGGGGGGAACACCAUCUACAGUCCACAUGGCUUAAACACUAAUGGAGGAGGAUGGCAAGAUGCAACAACUCCGUCCUCUGUCAUUUCUCCAACAGAAGGCCCUGGAAGUGUGCACUCUGAUACCUCCAACUGA